Messenger RNA from Pistacia vera, 518 nucleotides. RefSeq names its product protein PLANT CADMIUM RESISTANCE 8-like. The transcript has 3 exons. The record is from RefSeq and is a predicted model, not a curated record. Lineage: Eukaryota; Viridiplantae; Streptophyta; Magnoliopsida; Sapindales; Anacardiaceae. The coding region runs from base 24 to 290 and encodes 88 amino acids.
UGGGCAGAUAGCAGAAGUUAUAGAUGAACUUGUCCUAUGGGGAGCCGAGUUUCAUGUACACGACGAUGCCAAUUUUGUGCUCUCAAUGGAUUAUUGGAUCAAACUAUAGAGAAAAGUUGAGGAGGAAGUAUAAUUUAGUAGAGGCUUCAUACUCAGAUCUCAUCUCUCAUACCUUCUGCCUAUGGUGUUCCCUCUGCCAGGAGUUUAGAGAGCUUAAAAACAGGAACAUUGAUCUUGCUCUAGGGUGGUAUGAAGAAUACUUGCUCAACGAGGAGGAAAUACACAAGUAAAUGAUCCUCCAACAAAUCAAUAUAUGGCUAGAUAAAACCACCAUCUCUCUAUCUCAUGGGAAUGAAAUUGCUUUGUUUAUAUUGUCUUUCUCUAUUGGUAUUCAUUUCUGUAAGUCGUGAGGUUAUCUCCUGUUGGCACUGGGGGUAUUAUGUUCGGGCAUAAAAGAAAUUUACAAGAUAUAAUGUGAACCAUUGUUGAAAAAUCCUGCAAACUCAAUUGUCUGGAUA